This is a messenger RNA of Vigna angularis (adzuki bean), 3835 nucleotides long. RefSeq lists its product as uncharacterized. The transcript is spliced from 3 exons. NCBI's taxonomy places the organism in Eukaryota, Viridiplantae, Streptophyta, Magnoliopsida, Fabales, Fabaceae. Gene Ontology annotation, molecular function: DNA binding; protein dimerization activity. Bases 1893 to 3617 code for a protein of 574 amino acids. The record is from RefSeq and is a predicted model, not a curated record.
AUUAAUCUGAAAAACCUGAUACUAGCAUACCCUAAGAUUUGAAAGAUCUAGUGACAGGAAGAGCGACAGUACAAUUUCCUUAAACUAACAGCUCUGACAUUAUUUUCAGUUAACCAGGGACCAACAAACUCUGAAAAUCCUGUGAUUUCACCUUCAUCCAAACACUCCCAUUCCUACUCCUUUCAUUCUUCCAACUGCCCCACUCUUCCAAGAGUUGCACACCAAUAUAGCCAUUUUUUUUCCUUUCAAUUUCUUCAACUCACCAACCCCAAUUUCUCAAACCUAAGGCCUCUGAGCUCCCCCUGCUUUUGUGUUCUGAGCAUUGAGAUCCUCCGGGUAAUUUAUCUCCUUCACGAAUUCAGCAUCUUAUCUUAUCUUGUCUAUGUGCUUCAUUGCCCCUUGGAACUUUUUUUUUUUGCUUAUCUAUUUACACCUAAUUGUAUUUCUUUUUUCCAUUUUUCCACUUUCGAUGUGAACGGAUUUUGUCCAUUUAGGCCAAUAUAUUGUGAUUUUUUACCUGUCGUGAGAUCGAGUGUCUCCUUGUAAUGAAUCAUGAGUGUUAACCAAAAGACAAAGUUAUUGAUUUUAUUUAUUCCUUCAGGUUCUUGUGCAACCCUAGGUGAUUCUGAAUCUUUACAAGCUAAUGCGAAUUUAUAUUUUUCUGGUAGUUAUUAUUGUUGUUGUUAUGAAACUCAAAGUUCAUUUUUUGUUUGCUGAGUUUAUGUGACCCUGGAUCACGUAUAAUCUAAGUUGUAUAUUGCUAAACUUGGGAUCUUUCACAUUUGACUGCUAGAAUGCAAAGUAUGUUGUGUUGUUGACGUGCUCAUCCCCACCAUUUCUCUCCUACCACCUUACUGGGAAGGAUAUCUAUGUAAUCAAUAACAGGUUGAGAGUAUCUCGUCAAAUCUGUUUCUUUGUUUCAAAAUAGCAAAGAUAUCCUAUAAUCUAAUGCUUGAGAUUGUAGAGAAUUGUCACUUUUGGAAAGGUCAAAUGGGAGGGAAAACGGGAAUCAAAUUUAUCAGACGGGUUUGCUUGAGAUUGAGCAAUUUGGAAUUUGGAACUGAAAUUAGAUACAAGACAUUCACCGAUCAGUGGGAGGCACUUAAUUCGAACACAUUUGUUUGAGCAAGAAGACAAUUGACAUGCAAUACUUGCACUUGUGAUCAGUUAAUUGUUGGAAAUCCAAGUGUGACUUUAAGUAUCACAUUAAAUAGAAAUGAGAAAAUGAAUGAAAACCCAUUAACUAUUGUCUUAAGGUUUUUGAUUGAAAGUAGUGUUAAUCCUUAUGUGAUUGGAUUCGGGUCUUAUUACUGUUUUUAAGUCUUAUGUCUUUCCAGUGAACUUCCUCUCUUGAUAGAUCUAAUAUUGAUCUCUUAAUUUGAACCAAUCUUUAAAGCAGGCAUGCAGUUGGUUGUAAAACAAUUGGAUGUAUUUUAAUCUUCUUACUAUUUGCUUGUUAUCAAUGACUCUUCUCUCAAUGUUGCUCUCUUCCUAUAGUCUUCUUUAUUCUUUACAGAACGAGGAAGCACACCGUAGAUUUCUUCUUUUGUUUGACUAUUGUAAUUUUGGUUCCAUUGUUUGUAGUACUGCUGAAAGUUAUUGUUGAUUAUCCUAGAGCAAGAUGAAGUUUGCUUGCGUCGUAGACAGAUGUUAUGGUUAUCGUAAGAUUCUGUUAUGCUGUGUUUAAUGCGUUAGAUUACUUACUGAUAUUAAUUUGGUUGUUACAAUAAAUCAUACACCAUUUUAUUCACUACAUCCAUCUUGUUGGGCUUACUUAGUGGUGAUUCGUCUUCAGUAAUUUUUUAGUCCUUUCCCAUGUUCAUAUUUUGAACUUAUUUGAACAUCACAAGAUUUUACAACAAUCUUAUUGAGUCAAUGUGCAUUUUAAGAUAAUGGUCCGUGGAAGAGAUGCCUGUUGGGAACACUGUGUCCUGGUUGACGCAACUAAACAAAAGGUCAGAUGUAAUUAUUGUCAAAGGGAAUUCAGUGGAGGUGUAUACAGGAUGAAAUUUCACUUGGCUCAAAUUAAAAACAAAGAUAUUGUUCCAUGCACCGAAGUUCCAACUGAUGUACGAGACCAUAUUCAAAGUAUAUUAAGUACACCCAAGAAACCAAAAACUCCCAAGAAACAUAAGGCAGAUCUAGCUGCUAUUUCAAAUGGUCAACAGAAUAGUUCGUCUGCUAGUGGUGGAUUGCACCAUAGCCAUGGGUAUAGUGGACAGAAUGGUAUUGCUUGUCCAUCUUUAUUAUUUCCACUUCCUUCGCCAUGUGCCCAGCCAAUAGUGGAUGAUGGUAAAAUGCAAAAGCAGGAUGAUGCUGAUAGAAAACUUGCCAUAUUUUUCUUCCAGAAUUCUAUUCCUUUAAGUGCUGCUAAAUCCAUGUAUUAUCAGGAUAUGGUGGACGCUAUAGCUCAGUGUGGUGUCGGCUAUAAAGCACCAACUUAUGAGAAAUUAAGGUCUACUCUUUUAGAAAAAGUGAAAGCUGAUAUUCACAAUGAUUAUAAAAAAUACAGGGAUGAGUGGAAAGAAACAGGAUGCACAGUCUUAUGUGAUAACUGGUCUGAUGGUAGGAUCGGAUCACUUGCUGUGUUUUCUGUUGCAUGCCCAAAAGGAACGUUGUUCUUGAAGUCGGUUGAUGUUUCAGGUCAUGAAGAUGACAGUACUUACUUGUUUGAGCUUUUGGAGUCAGUUGUUCUGGAAGUUGGUUUAGAAAAUGUUGUUCAGGUUAUGACAGAUGCCGGUGCUGGUUAUGUUUGUGCUGGAAGGCUUCUCACAGCGAGACGUCCAGAUGCACAAGCCAUUAAGUCAUUGCUAUAUUCGGAUAGAUUUUGGAAGCAUGCGCAUGAAGCUGUGAGUGUUUCUGAGCCACUGGUUAAACUCCUAAGGAUGGUUGAUGGGGAUAUGCCUGCUAUGGGUUAUAUAUAUGAAGGAAUGGAGAGUGCAAAAGUUGUGAUCAAGGCCUAUUAUAAGGGAGUCGAAGAGAAAUACCUCCCAAUCUGGGAAGUUAUUGAUCGAAGAUGGAAUAUGAAACUUCAUUCAUCACUGCAUGCUGCGGCUGCAUUUCUUAACCCUUCGGUUUCUUACAAUCCAAACUUGAAGAAAGAUUUGAGGAUGAGGAAUGGGUUUCAAGAAGCCAUGCUCAGGUUGGCAACUACAGAUAAAGAUAAAAUGGAAAUUACCAAAGAACUUCCUACUUACAUCAACGCCGAGGGUGCACUUGGGACUGAAUUUGCUAUUUUGGGAAGAACACUAAAUGCCCCUGGGGACUGGUGGACUAGUUAUGGUUAUGAAAUCCCAACGCUUCAGAAAGCUGCAAUGAGGAUACUUAGCCAACCUUGUAGUUCCCUUUGGUACAGGUGGAACUGGAGUACUUUCCAAAACAUACAUAACAAAAAACACAACAGGGUGAAGCUGGAAAAAUUCAGUGAUUUGGUUUUUGUGCAUUGCAAUCUUUGGUUAAAAACCAUUUUCCGACGUAGGAAAGCAAAAUCUGGGGCCGUUAUCUAUGAUGAAAUAGAUUGUAGCUGCGAAUGGCCCUCUGAGAUAGAAUGUUUGCCCCCACUUAUGGAUGAUUCGUGGUUGGACGAUCUUCCCCUUCAAUGCAGAGGAAGUCCUUAGCACUGUGAGGCAAGGACAAAUUUAAGCUAAUCGUGUGGUAUAAUUCUCUACAUUUGUAUAAUUGUUGAAAUUUGUUUAUAGAAAUGUAUGGCUAAUCUCUUUACCUUUACUUUCUUUGUAUAAUAUAACUUCCAAAGCAGUUUUUUUCUCAUCCAUUGUAUUUUCUAAUGUACUUGUAUAUAUCUUUAUUACCAACUAUGAAGCGAAUUUCUCUUGGC